UUAUUUCAAGAUAGUCAAAACUAAAGGCUUAUCUAUGUCUCAUGUAGUGAUCAUUCUGACACAGUUAUUUGAACAUAAAAAUUGUCAGUCAUUGUCGUUAUUCAAAAAUGUAUUAGAUAAAUAUUUAUGUUUAACUAUAAAUUAUGGUACCUGCGGUAGUUUUGUAAGCAGUUUUGGGAAGAAAGCAAAAUUAUUACAAAAAAUAAUUCGUAGUUAUUCGUACUGCUUAUUAGGGCAUCAAAAGAAGCAGAAUGAAACUGAAACCAUUAAAAUUCGAAAAUUAUGAAAGACGUGCCAAAUAUUAUAUCUCCAAAACCGAUGAUGGAGGAUUACAUGUUAAAUUUAAACUCAGAAAUCUUAUGGAUACCAGAGGUCCCAAAGUGUCAGGAGGUGUUUUAAGAGAGCAAUAUGUUUUAGAUAAUCUUCAUUUUCACUUACCUUCGGAACAAAUGAUAUACGGAAAAAGUUAUCCAGUUGAAGCCCAUUUUGUACAUUAUAGAAGAUCCUUGGGAAGCAUGGAAAGGGCUAAAAGCUCAAGAAUAGCAGAAGCAGUAGCUAUAAUAUCCAUAAUGUACGAAGUAUACGUCACUGAAUGUCCGAAGACAAUACUUUUUGAAGCUUUAAAUCGCUUAAGUUUAAGUUGUUGCAAUAAUAUUGAAACUCAAUUUAGACUUAGAGAUAUUCUUCCAUCUUACCUAAGAAGUUACUAUACAUACAAAACUAGUCAAGAUUCAGGUAUUUUCAGAGGUGGUCCAAGCACAAUCUGGAUAACCAUGGCUGUUCCCGGAAUAUUGUCGUAUUGGCAAUACUCACAACUCACGAACGUGAUGAAAUCAAAAAUGUGCUCUACACAAGAAGUGGCUACCAAAUGUCCUAGAUUUGUUAUCAACGGCUGUUUUAUUACUCCAGAAAAGCCCCGAUCAAGCCCAACUCCUGGAAAAAAUGCUGCUACGUCGUACUCAGAUUCUACCCAACCAAAUUCAUAUGGCUGGAUGUAUGGAAUGCCUGCCUCAUCUAUGACAUAUCCAAAUGUAUAUAGCAAUUGGGGUGUAAACGAAAAUACUGCGAAAGAAUGAAAGGAAAAAAAUGUGUUGAAAACAAAAAAUGUAUUUCGUUUUCGUGUGGUUUUCUUACAAAAAUAUAAAAAUAAUUAAGAAUUA
This is a messenger RNA of Psylliodes chrysocephalus, 1160 nucleotides long. The record is from the annotation of a GenBank genome assembly. Lineage: Eukaryota; Metazoa; Arthropoda; Insecta; Coleoptera; Chrysomelidae.